AUGGAAAAAGAACUCGAUUCCGGACCGUAUGAUUGUCAGGGCAAGGUUGGCCAAAUCACUGACAAUGGCAUCACUGUCGAUGGCCAUGUACAAUAUGCAUAUGACCGUCUUGUGCGUGCGGUCUUCAUCCUCGGACCCUCUUCCAGCGGCAAAACAACUUUGUGCAAUGCUCUGGUAGAGGAUCUGGGUCUAGACCGCUCGCGCUACGUGACGGAGGUCGCGAGGAACGUCAUGAAGACUCACGGGUUCACGCGCCAUGACACAGACACAUUCGAGAUGCAACAUACAAUUAUGAUGGCGCAACUCAGAGCGGAGGAGGCUGUCUUGAAGAGAUAUAGUGAAAACAUUGAUUUUCCACUGGACAUUCUCAGCGAUAGAUCCGCAAUCGACCCCGCAGUAUACGCUGGGACAUCCACUGCCGCGGGCGCAGCCGAGCGACAGAAAAGGUUGUUGAACGAUCCUGCCUUCAGAGCAGUUCUUCCCUUAUACCAGAAGUCUACGUUUGUGCAAGACUGGUUUGAGGACGACGGAGUGCGAUCGCUUGAAGAUCCACGGGUCUACAACACCCACUUGUUCGCUGUAAUGGAGGAGCUCGGGAUUCCGUUUGUGUGUAUCGGAGAGGAAAGGAAGGACAUACGCGACAGGGUAGACUUUGUACGAGAGCUCCUGGAACAGCAGAGGGCAUGA
Molecule: messenger RNA, 687 nt
Organism: Postia placenta MAD-698-R-SB12
Lineage: Eukaryota; Fungi; Basidiomycota; Agaricomycetes; Polyporales; Adustoporiaceae
Exons: 2
Coding region: 1-687 (228 amino acids)
Source: RefSeq, a predicted model, not a curated record